Messenger RNA from Chanos chanos (milkfish), 3460 nucleotides. RefSeq names its product glutamate receptor interacting protein 2b (gene grip2b). Gene Ontology annotation, biological process: neurotransmitter receptor transport, endosome to postsynaptic membrane. Gene Ontology annotation, molecular function: protein binding. The record is from RefSeq and is a predicted model, not a curated record. The transcript has 24 exons. NCBI's taxonomy places the organism in Eukaryota, Metazoa, Chordata, Actinopteri, Gonorynchiformes, Chanidae. Bases 1 to 3279 code for a protein of 1092 amino acids.
AUGCCAAGCUGGAGGAGGAAUCUGACUUUUUGUCUGCAGAGAAUGCACGAUGAAGAUGAUGGCCCUUACUCGAAAGGAAACAAGGACUCCUCAGGUCCGGAAAAUUCCCUCACUUCCAGAAGACAGAGUAUCCCAGAAGACCUGCGGGGGGUGACGUUGGUGGAGCUGAUUAAGAAAGAGGGCAGCACUUUGGGCCUCACUAUCUCAGGAGGCACAGACAAGGAUGGCAAACCCCGCGUCUCCAACCUACGGCCUGGUGGUCUGGCGGCCAGGAGUGACCAGCUGAACGUGGGAGACUACAUCAAAUCGGUCAACGGGAUCAACCUGACGAAGCUUCGGCACGACGAGAUAAUUAGCCUGCUGAAGAACGUGGGCGAGCGUGUGCUGCUGGAAGUGGAGUAUGAACUGCCCCCAGCCGCACCAGACAGUAGCUCAGGUGUUAUAUCCAAGACAAUCGAAAUAUGUUUGCACAAAGAAGGCAACAGCUUUGGCUUCGUCAUGCGAGGAGGCUCUCAUGAAGACUGGCAUAAGUCUCGGCCUUUGGUGGUCACAUACGUUCGGCCAGGUGGUCCCGCUGACAGGGAGGGCAGCUUAAAAGCAGGCGACCGUAUUCUGAGUGUGGACGGUGUGCCCUUACAUAGUGCCAACCACAGUGAUGCCCUGACUGUGUUGGCACAGUGUGGCCAGGAGGCGCUCUUUCAGAUUGAAUAUGACGUCUCCAUUAUGGACUCGGUGACAAAUGCCUCUGGUCCUUUAUUGGUGGAAAUUGCCAAGUCGCCUGGGGCAGCCCUGGGCAUUACGUUGACAACCGCCACACACAGAAACAAGCAGGUCAUCGUCAUCGACAAAAUCAAAGCCGCAAGCGUGGUGGACAGGUCAGGGGCGUUACAUGUGGGGGACCACAUCCUGUCCAUAGACGGCACCAGUACAGAACACUGCUCAGUGCUGGAGGCCACACAGCUGCUGGCUAGCACGUCUGACCAGGUCAAACUGGAGAUCCUGCCCGCCCAUCACACCCGUCUGCCCAGUAAACCCCACGACACUGUGAAAGUCCAGAAGAGCGACCACCCUCACUGCUGGGAUCCCUGUGUGAACUACUGCCAUUCCCAGCACUCGGGUCAAUGCAAGACCUCAACAUGGAGCACUUCCAGUAAUCCAUCCAACAGUCAGGACUACUGUAAAUCGCUCGUUUCCGCUAAUUUCUCCCCCGGCUCGACGACGACUUCAGGCAUGACCAGUCACACCUCUAGCACCCUGCCACGUACCACACACCCCAUGAGUCCCCGUAACUCCAUGCUCAAGAGGAGACAGAGGAAAAAAGAGCACAAGAGCUCAUCAGUGUCUCUGGCUUCCAGUUCAGUGGGUCCAGGUGGUCAAAUCGUGCACGUGGAGACCAGCGAAGUGACUCUGACAGGAGACCCUCUGAAUGGCUUUGGCGUUCAGCUACAGGGGGGCAUCUUCGCCACGGAGACGCUCUCAGCACCCCCCCUCAUCCGCUUCAUUGAGCCAGACAGCUCUGCUGAGAGGUGUGGGCUGCUUCAGGUUGGAGACAGACUGCUGUCCAUCAAUGGCAUCCCCACAGAAGACGGGACGCUGGAGGAGGCUAACCAGUUACUCCGAGAUGCUGCUUUGACCAAUAAGGUCACACUGGAAAUAGAAUUUGAUGUAGCAGAGUCUGUGGUGCCUAGUAGUGGUACUUUCCAUGUGAAGCUCCCUAAGAAGAGAGGCGUAGAGCUGGGCAUCACUAUCAGCGCGAGCAAAAAGCCAGGGGAACCUCUGAUCAUCUCAGACAUAAAGAAGGGAAGCAUGGCUCACAGGACGGGCACGCUGGAGCCAGGAGAUAAGCUCUUAGCCAUAGACAAUAUUCGCCUUGAAAACUGCUCGAUGGAGGAUGCCAUGCAGAUUCUUCAGCAGAGCGAAGACCUGGUUAAGCUCAAAAUUCGCAAAGAUGAGGAUAACUCAGACGAGCAGGAGACAUCAGGCUCCAUUAUCUACACUGUGGAGUUGAAGAGGUAUGGUGGCCCCCUGGGCAUCACCAUCUCUGGCACAGAGGAGCCCUUUGACCCAAUCGUUAUCUCUGGCCUGACCAAGAGGGGCCUGGCAGAGAGGACUGGAGCUAUCCAUGUCGGGGACCGGAUUCUGGCCAUCAACAGUGUUAGUCUGAAGGGCAAGCCUCUCAGCGAAGCCAUCCACCUACUGCAGAUGGCUGGUGAAACAGUCACCCUUAAAAUCAAAAAGCAAACUGACACAGUAGAUGAGAAAAAGAAAACAGACCUGGAUAAUGACCUGAGUGACAAUGAGGAUGAGAUGACGGACUCUCAGAAGACCAAUAAGCUGUCUGAGAUCUACUCUACCACCAUCCCCAGCGUGGACUCAGCCAUGGAGUCGUGGGAUGGUUCAGGGAUCGAUGCAGGUUAUGGAAGCCAAGGCCCAUACAUCCACCAAGCAGCAGGCAUCGCCCUCCAUCCUCAUGAGUGGCGCAGUGCCAAACAGAGAGCCUGCACCCCUCCCCCUUCCCGCCGCAAGAACUAUCCCUUCAGUGACGGUGGCUUUAGUGAAGAUGACUGGGAUAAGCCCGGAGGAUACGCCAGUCAGUCGGCCACGGAUGGCAUCAUGCUGGAUCACGAGGACAGUUUCUGGUGCCAGGCUCUGGAGGACCUGGAGACGUGCGGGCAGUCUGAGCUCCUUCGUGAGAUUGAGGCCUCCAUAAUGACGGGCAGUGCCCUUAGCUUGGGCGUGGAGGGCAGCAAGUGCCACGGAGAACCCCUCGGCCAAGCGGGCAUCAGCCCCUUGAGGAAGAGCCCCCACAGCCUGCACAACGAGGCCAAGAGCAAGAGCACAUUACGUGUCUCUGAGAAGACCUGGGAGUCGCGACGCAUUAAAGAGGAAAUGCAGGAGAUCCUGUCCCCCACCCCACUAGAGUUGCACAAGGUGACGGUGAUGAAAGACCCCGAGAGCGAUGACUUUGGCUUUAGCGUUUCGGACGGUUUCCUCGAAAAGGGAGUUUACGUCAACAUGAUCCGGCCCGAGGGCCCGGCCCACCGCGCGGGCCUGAAACCUUAUGACAGAAUCCUCCAGGUGAACCACGUGCGCACACGAGAUUUUGACUGCUGUCUGGCCGUACCCCUCAUCACUGAGGCUGGGGACAAACUGGAGCUGGUCAUCAGCCGAAACCCGUUAGCCCAGCCGGGCAUGAGCCAGGGCCCAGAAUGCCACGAGCUUCCCAACCCACUGCUAACCAAUAACCGCCAACACAAGACCAGCACCAUGGACUUGUGAGAACAACACAUGACCCAAAAAAAAAGUGAACAUCAUAAAACACCAUAGGAGUCAAUAACACAGAAACGCUGAGUUUCAACACAAUUCAAGAAAGGAGCAUUGUUUUUAUGGUCUCAGACUUGAACAAAAGUACAAGCACCACUGACGUUUGUUCAGAACAGUUCACAUGAAGGACUUAAAC